Molecule: messenger RNA, 3171 nt
Organism: Phytophthora infestans T30-4
Lineage: Eukaryota; Oomycota; Peronosporomycetes; Peronosporales; Peronosporaceae
Exons: 6
Coding region: 1-3024 (1007 amino acids)
Biological process (GO): positive regulation of DNA-templated transcription
Molecular function (GO): protein binding
Source: RefSeq, a predicted model, not a curated record
AUGUCGCAGGACUUUAUGAACGCUCUGCGACUCGGAGACCUAACGCAGCAGGAAGAGCCGCAGCUGUCGGUCCGUCUACGAGGCAGUCGAGUGGAGCUGGCGUCGGCCUCGGAGGAGCAAGAGGUGGACUUUCUAGGGCCUGCAGAGAACAUCAAGAGGCUGUUCAAGCUGCCAUACUCGCAGUCCAGAGUGUCGCUCGCCGUCCAUAGAGUCGGCAGCACGCUAGUCGUGGACGGCGAGCUGGACGAGAACGAUUUACCCGAUGGGUUCGAAGAUCUGCCACAAGAUACACUGCAGUUGGCACAGCAGUCAGAGGAGACGACGCAGAGGUUGCUGUAUGAGAAGUUUAUAUACGAGAGCACCGUGAACCAACUGCCACCGUCCGAGACGGAGAGAACAGUCACGGAAGAAGGGCAGCAGGGACCAAGUGGCAAGAGUAAGGCGAAAAAACACAAAAAGUCCAAGAAAUCGAAGAAAACCAAGCGGAAAAACGACAAAGUGGAGUUGCUGUCGGCCGCGGAGCCACACGAAGGAGACAAAGUGGCCGCCACAGUGCAAUCGCCGUCGAUUUUUGGGUUUUCAGCAGGUGAUGAACCUCCAACCGACUGUCCACCACCAAGCAGCCAGAAUGCGUCGCCGCCCUCGUUUAUCCCGACCGAGACGAACUGGUUCACGUCCGCUCCACCCUCUCCAGCGUUUGGAGGCGACUCGCAGACGUUCCAGCGGAUCUUGAAGUGGAAAUUCAACGACCUCAAGAUGAUUCUCGGCAGUCAAGUGCUUUUGUUCAGCAACCAGGAACACCCUGCAGUCUCCUUGAAGCUCCACGAUAUGGACGAGGAGCUGUCGCUCUGCACUGUGCUGGACUACUAUCUGGACAAUGUCAUCGCAAAUAUCCCAGAGCUGGCGAUCUGCAUGCAUUCCAAGGGCCUCGUCCGUGGCUACAAGCUCGUGGAGACGCGGCAGAUCCCGUACAUGUCUGGGACUGGUCGUGCGCUCUUUGACGUGCAAGACGUGAGUAUGAAUGCGUCGAUGCUGCUCAAGUUCCUCCAGGAAAACUGCUCCAGACCCAACGGCACAUACUGGCUGCAUCGAAAAGAAGGCGAGAGCUCCUUGCGGCUCUACGACGUGGACGUCUUGUCGCAAGGUAGUCAACUCAAGUGGAAGUACAUGAUGGCCAUGCUCUGCUAUCGGUUUGCCGCUAGAGCUUCGAGACUCGCCAACUCGUUGGCAGCAGGAACGCCACAACUGCAGCAGCAACUUCAGCAACGACAGCGAGAAUUACUACGCACGUGUAUGAGUUUACUGGGCGAGAUCGCGCAACGAGGAGGCGCUGCGCACAGCUCCAUCUGCUCGUCUGUGAGCGAGCAACUUGCGGACACGUAUCUUCGCGAGUGCAGCCACUUCCACUCGACCGAGUCGACGUCCGAAGACAGAGACGCGGCUAUUGGAUCGCUCGAGAAGGCAAAGCAGUACUUGCUCUCAAGCAUCAAGCUGUUUGAAGAGUGUAUCCCGAAAGACACCGGCCCCGCGCUGACGCAUAGUGACGAUGGACUUGAUCUCGACUUUGAGGCAGAUGAGGGGGAGAUGGGCAGCUUUAUGGACGAAGAACUGAACCGGCUACAGCUCAAAUUCAGCUCUGCGUGUCUUGAACUGGCGCAGCUGUACGCUGACAAUCGCAAGUGGACGGAUGCAGUGCGAUGUGCUGUUGAAGCCAGCCAGUUUCUAACGCUGAGCUGUAUCCCGGAGGGUGUACAGGCCGUCGAGUUGUCUUCACGAGAUCAGGACGAUGUAGUUGACGCUCUGCUGGAGAAAUUGGAUUUUGAUGGAGUUGGACGAGGAGGAUUCUCUCAGGACAAGAUCUCGAUAUGUGUCUCUGGCGCAGAAUUGCGGUGCUCGUUGCUGGGGCUGAUUGGAGACAUGGCUGCUCAGAGACCUGAAGGUGUUUAUGGCCGUCUAACAGUUCUCUACGAAAUUAUAUCGGGGGGUCUGAUGCUGUUGUCCUUCCUCGCCUACUUGCGUGCGCUAUCGCCACCUGUGCACUCGGAGCUUUAUUUCAUGAUGAUGAAGAAAUUGGGCAACGCAAGCAACGAACUGGGCAAAUAUUUCCUGGCUGCGAAGCAAGAUUACAAGGAAGCUUUCAGGUGGUUUGAGCGCGGCUGCAAGAUCUUUAGCGACAUCGAAGAUGGAGUGAACGUGGCUUUGCUGCGCGCCAACCUCGCCCAUCUCCACAAGAUUUUCGCUCAAGAUAAACCUGCGGACUCGAGAGCGGAACACUACCGAACGGCGAUUCAACUUUGCUCGGAUGCUCUGCAGCUGCUCAAGCAAAGCAAAGCAGACGUGGAUCUACACAAGAAGGUGAAGGGAGAGCUGGCUCUCACGUAUCUGGUGUGGGCAGAAGCCCUCAAGGUGUUCAACAAGGCACUGUCCUUCUACUCGGAACUUGGCGACCAGAAGCAAGUCGCGUCCACUCAUUACCAGAUUGCCUCCUUCUAUAGCCGCAUGAUCUCGAGCACGCUACGUGCUGAAAGGGAGAGCGCAGCUCCCGACAAGUCUGACGGACCUUCGUCAGCCUUGUCUAGUCGCAUGGAGAUCGCCAGACGACACUAUGAGAAGGCCUUACAUUACUUCGGCGCAGUCGAAGUGGGCAAAACCUUCGUGCUGAUUUAUCAAGAGCUGGCGGAUCUGCACAUCCUUGGCGGACAUGUGGAAGGCAUUGAACACGCCUUGUUGAUCCUGUUAAAUACGUACGAGGCCUUCAGUCACGCAGCAUCUACGGGCUCGAAGCUUGACGAGAAGGACAUGACUUCUCUAGCUUGUGACAUUGUGACGAAAGUUAAGGCUGUUUUGCACCAGCUCAUUCGACUGAGUUCGGGUGGACGCACUAGCGGUAACACUGCCACCACGAAGAACAAAAAGCUCGACAUGUUCAAGAAAAUGUACAAAGAGGUGAUCUACAAUGAUGGAUACAGCGCAGGAAGCAUUGUGCUGAUUUUGGGAACCCUGCGCGGGAUGUACGUAGUAUAGAGGAUACAUGAUUUACAGCCCGUCAACAGAAGGGGAUUGGUCUACAGUUUGCAAUCGUCGAAAGCGUUCAUGCUACGGUAGUAAAAUACUUAUAACCACACUUACGACGAUGCUCUUUAAAAUCGCACAGCCGGAUUCGUAGUACAA